CUUUUUCUCUCAGCCAAUCAGCGCUCGCGCGCUCGCUCACACUCUAGCUCGCGACAGCUCGGCUCGAGCGCACUGUAAUUCGUGAGCAGAUCUGCGCGCGCACAGAGCGAUAAACAAACCGCUGACUGAGAAAAUGCUGCAGGCAGAGUUUGAGAAGAUUGCAGCGGAUGUAAAACAGGUGAAGACUAGGCCAUCUGAUCAGGAGCUACUGGAUCUGUAUGGUCUCUACAAGCAGGCUAUUGCUGGGGACAUUAACAUCGAUGCACCUGGAAUGUUGGAUAUGAAAGCAAAAGCAAAAUGGGAUGCUUGGAAUUCCAGGAAAGGCAUGUCCACAGAAGAUGCCAUGACUGCCUACAUCACCCUGGCCAAGGAAGUCAUCAAUAAAUAUGGAAUGUGAUGAAUUUUUAUCACUGGAUUAGAUUUACAUGUGAGCCCAAAAAUAGUGGAUAUGAUAUUGCUCAGAUAGAUUAAACAGUUAUUGUUAAUGUUACACUAAUUAUCUGUUGUGGUUCUGAAUUUUAACAGUGUAAUAGUUACUGUAAGGGCUAAGGAUAAUGCUAUUAUUUUUGCAACAGGUUGAAAACAUUAAAAACAUUGUUGUGAUUUGUGUUA
Messenger RNA from Pangasianodon hypophthalmus (striped catfish), 612 nucleotides. RefSeq names its product acyl-CoA binding domain containing 7 (gene acbd7). Bases 134 to 397 code for a protein of 87 amino acids. Lineage: Eukaryota; Metazoa; Chordata; Actinopteri; Siluriformes; Pangasiidae. Gene Ontology annotation, molecular function: fatty-acyl-CoA binding. Gene Ontology annotation, biological process: fatty acid metabolic process. The transcript has 4 exons. The record is from RefSeq and is a predicted model, not a curated record.